AUGGCUUUCUAUGCAGCGCUGUAUUCAUUUUCUGGCUGGGACUGCAUUAAUUAUGUAACCGAAGAAAUGAAGAACGUUAAGAGAAAUCUGCCACUAUCAAUGGUAAUCUCCAUGCCAAUGGUUACAGUAAUUUAUGUCAUGACAAACAUUGCAUACUACACAGAAUUAGACGUGAACACCAUUAUGGACAGCAGUGCAGUGGCUGUGAUAUUUGCAGAAAGAGUCCUUGGAUAUGUAAAGUGGUUAAUCCCAAUAGCAGUGGCUGUAUCAUGUUGUGGUGGAUUAAAUUCUGUUGUAAUUUCAGGGUCCAGAUUGUUCUUUGUAGCAUCAAGAGAAGGACAGCUUCCUGAUUUUCUGUGCAUGAUUCAUAUCCAUAGAUACACUCCUAUCCCUGCAUUACUUUUUAAUGGGUUUAUGGCUCUUAUAUUUCUUUGUGUGGAGGACGUCUUUCAGCUUAUUGAUUAUUUCAGUUUUAGUUACUGGUUUUUCCAAGGCUUGGCAGUUGGAAGCCAAAUUUAUUUAAGGGUCAAGAGGCCAGAUAUGCCUAGACCUGUAAAACUGAGCUUGUUUUUCCCAGUGGUAUAUUGCAUAUGUAGCGUGCUUCUGGUAGCCGUCCCACUCUACAGCGAUCUUCUAGAUUCACUAGUUGGAGUUGCUGUUGUGCUUUCUGGGGCCCCUGUAUACUACCUGUGUCUUCACUUUUCUCCUGAAAAAACAACCAGCAUUUCUUCAGAAAUCCUUAGGUAA
This is a messenger RNA of Staurois parvus, 747 nucleotides long. Lineage: Eukaryota; Metazoa; Chordata; Amphibia; Anura; Ranidae. The record is from the annotation of a GenBank genome assembly.